Molecule: messenger RNA, 3651 nt
Organism: Mesorhabditis belari
Lineage: Eukaryota; Metazoa; Nematoda; Chromadorea; Rhabditida; Rhabditidae
Source: the annotation of a GenBank genome assembly
AUGCCAGGGGACGGUAAUGGUCCGCCUCGGUUACGGGUCAAGGAUUUAGCGAAGAGAUUCGAAGAGAUCAGCACUACUCCAUUCCCGCAAUCGAGCCGGUCACAGAAGCGGGUCGGCAAAUUUCGAAUCAUCGCUUCAAAUGAUCCGAUCAAGGUAGGCGUUGCGCGGAAGCGGAGCUCGUUGAAGAAGAAAGCGUUGAGUAGCUACGAGAUUUAUCAAGCAAAGCACUCAACGCGUCGCAAAUCUCAGUCACUUUCCAGGGCGACAAGUAAAGAAUCUUUAGCGAGUUCUUCCGGUUCGAAAAGUCGUCUUUUCAUUGCCACCACUCGCCAACAGCCGCUUGUCGCCUGCACAAUUGAGAAAUUUGCGCAAAAAGUUGCUCAAGAAAACCCGGAGAAACCAAUGUUAAUGUCUCCGCGAGGUGAAAAGCCAGCGUUGCCCGCGAAACCGCAACGAUUGAGCUCAAAAAAUUCUGAAGCUCUGGCGGCUCGCACAGAUUCUUAUAAAAUCGCCACACAACAAAUCGAAGCAAAACCAUCGACGUCAAGCCAAAUAAACGAAAACGAAGAAAAACCAAAUGUUCAACUUUCACCGGCUUCAAGGCCAGCCAAGGCACCCCCACCAGCGCCACCAUCAAAGCCGCCAUCAAAGGAGAGAAUAUUGAGGAGAGGCACAGGAAGAUUGUGCCGAAGCGAUUCGAUCUCCUCGGACUCCGUCUAUCAAGUCCUCGAUUCCUACGAAGAAAUGCCCACAUUUCUGCGACAAAACGAAUUCGUGCCCAGAUUGCCCUCAUUACCCCCACCGCCAGUCCCUUCAUCAACUCGCCUCUCAAAUCCUCAAAAUUCUGUCAUUUCUGCAAUCCGCCCUUUACCCGAAUUACCAAAAACUCUCCCGACGCUUAAUUUUGCCGAGAAAUCGCCUAACCAUGAGCCGAAUCACCGAAAGUCGAAAGCUGAGCUUGAGAUUCGGCCAAAGACUCGUCCACCAUCACCCCCGCAAAUCUCUCCACGAAAUUCCGAUGAUCAAUUUGAUGAAAAGAAAUAUGGGAAUUUAAGUGACCAAAUCACAAUCAAUAGUCAACAAUCCACGCCAACAAUGAGAGUUCUUUCGAUUGAUGAGAGUGAUUUGUAUGAGGAAAUCGGAGGCGUUGAAAGGGGAAAUCAGCCUGGUUCUUCGACGUCCGGCUCAACGAGUAACUCUGACUAUGUUACCUCAAUCUAUUGUGGUGGAGAGGCAGAGAUUUGCACAAUGAAAUCAUCUUGUAACUGCGUGAAUUGCAAGACGCGACGCACAUUGACGACUUCAACACACGAAUUGAGCACUUAUGAUAAGCCAUCCCUUCAAGAGCGCAAUUGUUCAACUCUUGGACGAGCUUUAGGCCGAAAAAUUCGUCCAGUGAGCACGAUCGAGUUCGACAAAUUGAUCAAAUUCAAGAGUGAUUUUCAUCUAAAUCUCUCGAAAAAGAUGGAACGCUUACGCAAAAGGGUGGUGGCUGAGAAAAAUCGGCGAUCAGCGCGCUUCACAUUGAAUGCUCAAAAAUUGGACACCGAUCGAUACGGGGGAAUGAAUAAUGAGGAUGAUAAGUACAUUUAUGGAGAUGAUUGGUCGACGGAUGACGGAGAGGUGGAAAUCGCAUCACCUGAUCUUCAUCAACCGUCACUUCAUGAAGUGAUGGAGCCACAUCUUCAAGAGGCUUUUCCCAGCUUGGAACCAGAAUGCUCAACGAUUAGUUCAACAAUUUUGUGUGCUCAAGAGAAUGAGGAUCUUUGUUUCUCGCCUGAAGUUCAGGAAAUGACAAUUGGCUUGGAUGGAGUGAGCGUUAAAGAUGAGGAUAUUGAAAACGGAAAAUAUUUUGAAGCAAGAUCUCUAUCGUCUCGUUUACAGAAUUCACAACCAUUAUAUCAGAUUUACAUGUUAACUGAACAAGAGAAAAUUCUUGAGGCUCAGUUGAGCGAGGUGAGACGAACGGGCGAUUCGGCGAAAGCAACGACUCUCCGCCGCGAGUCUUCUUCUUCAUCCUCGGAUUCCGGUUUACGCGCUGAUUGCUCCCAUUCAACCACACAUUCAUCAUCAGCAUUGACUUCUAGUACUUCGUUGAGAAGAGAUAGACUUGAAAGCGUUCGCUAUGGGAGUCAGCGGAGUUUAUGGUGUGAAUUGCCUGAGGUGAAAAAUGCUGGCCUUUUGGAAACACUCGACGAGGAGACUAAACAGCUACAAGAGGCUUAUUUUGAGGUGAUAACCAGUGAAGCAAGUUAUCUCCGAUCAUUGAACAUUUUGAUCACGCAUUUUAUGGCUGACAAAGCGAUGCUUGGUUCAAAAAGCAGUGUCUCUGUGAUAUCAAACGAUGAUCGGAAGCAUCUCUUCAGUAACAUUUUUGCCGUUAGAGACUCAAGUGAACGUCUUCUUGUCGAUCUCGAAACUCGUCUCGAUGAGUCGCUUGUUUUGGAUUGUAUCUGUGACAUUCUUAUGCAACAUUUCGACACAAAUUUCGAUGCUUAUAUCAAAUAUUGCAGUAAUCAGGUUUAUCAAGAUCGAACACUUCGACGCCUCAAAACAGAGAGCUCAGCUUUUCUGGCGGCUGUGAGUCGCUUAGAAGCGGAUAAACAAUGUCAAGGUCUUGAUAUGCGAUCGUUUUUGAUGCUACCAAUGCAAAGAAUCACAAGAUAUCCACUUUUGAUCUAUGCAAUUUUGGAACGACAGCCAAUUGGAUCGGAGAGUCAUCGAGUUGCGGCAAGGACACUGGCGUUAGCUAAUCAGGUGGUGUCAAAUUGUAAUGAGGGAGCGAGAAGGAUGGAGAGAACCGAGCAACUUCUUGAUGUCGAUCGCCGAUUGCUCUACAAGGACAAUGAUCUCAAACGUAUUCCCCUUGUGACCGCGAAUCGCCAUCUCGUCAAACGGGGUUGUCUUUACGAGUUGUCGGAAAAGGGCACAAGAAGUCUAUUGCAUAGCCGUCAAAAAGCUCGUCACAUCUAUCUCUUUCUCUUCAGCGAUCUCUUGCUAAUCACAAAGCAAAAGAUGAAUGGCACUUAUGUUUGUCAGGAUUAUGCAGAGCGGCGUUUCGUCGAUACAUCACCGCUAGAACCUGAGAAUCCAAAGAUUCCUUGCGGUUUAUUGCAUCAACUUCCCACACGACCGCAUCUCUUUUCUUGUGUUCUAAUGCGAAAUGCUCGUGGAAAACAAUCGGAGUGGCUCCUUUCCGCAGACAGUGAAAGUGAUCGAGAGCGCUGGCUAAGCGCGAUGCGGCCACCAGCGAGUGCGAAUCCUGAAGAGAAAGUGUACGCGGAAUGGGAUUGUCCUCAAGCGGUGACAAUGCACGCGUACAGUAAAGCACAAGAUGAUGAGCUGGAUCUUUCAGUUGGAGAACAUGUGAACAUUCUGAGGAAGAUGCCCGAUGGCUGGUUCUACGGUGAACGAGUACGCGAUGGGGUUGGUGGAUGGUUUCCAUCGAGUUACGUUCAACAGUUGAUCAACGAUCACACAAGAGCCAAGAAUUAUCGUCAGAGACUCCGUCUGAUUCAGGCAGCAGCCGAUCUCCGAAACGAUCACCCACUCUCAAUCGGCGCUCGUUCCACGCGUCCACCAGCUCUCAUUCAAAAGCUUCGUCGUAUGAGUAAUCCAAAGCAACUCUUUCAAUCAAAUUCCCAUGAGAAA